GGCAGCGGCAUCAAGUCUCCAGUUUGCAAAAGCUCGAGUUUCAGAGAUCUUUUUUCUGCUCAAAUUUCUCACUCACAUUGCUCAAUUCUUGCAGCAAGUUCUUUCCAAAGAUACACUGCAGAGCUUUGUCUAUCACACCACCAAAUUCCUUUCCAAGAUGUCCGGCAUUCAGCCUGUGGCGGUCUACGCCAUGAAAGUCCCUCCAGGAGACAUUCUGGUUCCUGCCGUUCCCGAAUUUGCGGCUAUGUUUCGUGUGACCAUGGCUGCGAUCGACCCAAGCGCCGACCCUGACUUCGAAGCCGCCGACGACAAGAAACCAGCUCGCGCGACCCUCAAACUGGUCCGUCUCCCAUUCGACGAGGACGACGACGAGGAUGACUCGGAAGAUGAGGACUUCGACCUCGACGGACUUCUAGACGAGGACGAGGACGAGUCUGAUGAAGAGGACGAAGAGGUCAAUGGAGGCCCAAGUGAAAAGAAGACCAAGAAACAAGCCGCAGAUGAGGACGACGAAGACGAAGACAUGGAAGACGAGGAUGAUGAGGACGAUGACGAUCCCGAAGCUACCAUGAAAGCGAUCAAGGAACUGAAGAAAAUCAUGAUGGCUGCUAAGGGUAAAGGAAAGGCCGUCGAGGGCGAGGACGACGAGGACGACGAGGAGGAUUCCGAUGACGAGUCACUCGAAUUGGACGAAGUCGUCAUCUGCACUCUGGACCCAGAAAAGAACUACCAACAACCUAUCGACUUUGUGGUUGGCGAAGGCGAAAAGGUCUUCUUCAAGGUCUCGGGCACGCACACGGUCCACCUCACCGGCAACUACGUGAUCCCUCAAGACGAUGGCCAAGCCUCACUCUACGAUGAAGACGACGAGGAUGAGGACGUCUACGACCUGUCUCCCGAUGAAGAUGAACUCGACCUCCUCGAAGGUGCCGGUUCCGACUCCGAGUCUGACGAACUCGAUGAUCUGGAUGAUCCCCGUGUCACUGAGGUCCACGAAGAUGAAGACGAGGUGCCCAAGCUGGUCAAGGAUACGGGUAAAGGCAAGAACAAGCGUCCCGCCCAGGACAGUGAAGAGGAAGACGAAGCAAACCUCGACGAUAUCAUGGCCAAGUCGUUGAAGAAGGAUGAAGCCGCUCCUGCUGGCGAGAGCAAGAAACUCAGCAAGGAGGAGAAGAAGCGCCUGAAGAAGCUCAAGAAGAAUGAUGGCGAGGCUGCUCCUGUCGAUACCCCAGCUGCCGAUUCCAAGAAGGAAGUCAACGGUGGCUCGGAAAAAAAGGUCCAAUUCGCGAAGAACCUCGAACAAGGUCCCACCCCAUCUGGCCCGACACCCGCCAAAUCCGACAAGAAGGAAAAGGCCAGUGGUGCGUCGGUCGGUGUCAAGGAAGUUCAAGGUGUGACUGUUGAUGACCGAAAGGUGGGUGAAGGCCCCGCCGCGAAGAAGGGCAAUCGUCUGGAAAUGCGCUACAUCGGCAAACUCGACAAUGGCAAGGUCUUCGACAGCAAUAAGUCAGGAAAGCCCUUCAGCUUCAAGCUGGGUGCCGGCGAGGUGAUCAAGGGUUGGGACAUCGGACUCCAAGGCAUCCAAGUCGGUGGAGAGAGACGCCUGGUCAUCCCGGCUCAUCUGGCCUACGGCAACAAGGCUUUGCCUGGAAUUCCGAAGAACAGCAAGUUGACGUUCGACAUCAAGUGCUUGAGCGUGAAAUAAGCGAACCGGUGGAGCAGACAGAGACGUCAAGUGAGGUUGCGAGGGCAUGUUGGCCUUUCGUCGCUUUUUCAGGUCGGACUGACUCGUGCUCUACGUCCAGCACUUGAGGACGACUGCACCUCCAAAAAGGGUCGGGGUAUGUGGAUAAAAGUGGUUUUUGGCUGUGUAUGAUUGCGGUUCAGCGGCGUUCAUGGCCCAUCAAAGGAGACAUGCAGUACUCAUCGGGAUUCCCUCGUACCUAAUAUCCAUCGGCUUCAGACAAAGCACGAUCUACUGCAGUGGUGACUGUGUAUGAGUAAGGCCUCCCUAUCCCGCAAAUAGGCAGAAGAGAACAAAUGGAAAAAGUCUUGUUUAGUGUAG
Molecule: messenger RNA, 2065 nt
Organism: Exophiala xenobiotica
Lineage: Eukaryota; Fungi; Ascomycota; Eurotiomycetes; Chaetothyriales; Herpotrichiellaceae
Exons: 3
Coding region: 158-1705 (515 amino acids)
Cellular component (GO): nucleolus; chromatin
Molecular function (GO): peptidyl-prolyl cis-trans isomerase activity; macrolide binding
Source: RefSeq, a predicted model, not a curated record